AUGAGCUUUUAUGAGUUGGAUGAUGAUUAUCAAGAAAUCAAGGAUGAGAUUCAUUUGGAAGAUUUCUUUUGGACUGGUUCGGGAGAUGGGCCACCCGAUUUUCUGAAGAAAGUCCACACGGGCAUAAGUAAGGGAAAGGAUGUAAUUGUCAAGACCGAAACUGUGGUGGCCACUGUCUAUGUGGAGGGCAAUAAUGAAAUCGAUAUACCCAUUUGUUUGGACUGCAAGUCUGACGAUGGCGGUAGCAAUUGGGAUUUGGGAACAUCUGGAAUGCCACCUUUGAACUACUCGGCCACAGAUAGACGAUAUUGGCUAUUGACUGUCAUGUCGGGUUUCUAUACACCUAAAGAUAAUCCCAUGCUUGAGGACAAACUGGCACGUUUAUAUCGUUUGGCCUUUACCAGACAACAAACUCGACACCUGGGCAUAAAUGGGGCACAGCAAAUUGAAGGAGUUUCGGUGACCGUACCACGCGAACGUCGUCAACCACCAUCGAGCAGUACCACGACAUCGCCUGCCGAUGAUGUCGAGAUAUUGGACAUGGAAGUUGAUGGCUAUGAUGGGCCCUAUAUAAAAACAGCCAGGGCGGCAGGUGGCAAAACCGAAUGGAGCAACGACUCCGAUGAGGAGCCCGACGAGACCAGGAUAGGUGUGGGAAGCACCUCAAUAUCAAUACCAAACGCAAGCACAGAGUCUAUUGACUAUAGUGCAUAUGUUACAUUAAUCCCCUGGGAGCUCAUACAACAGAACGGCAAGUCCGAAAAGUUGCAGGAAAUGCGCGACGCAUUGUUAAGUCAGGCACAGGCACAACCCCAGCCACAUCCCCAGCCCCAUCCUGAACCGCAGCCCGUCUAUCGGGACGAGCGUGUUAGGGUUGUCAUACAUAACCUCACGCAAAUCAGCGAGGCUGAUAUUCAAAAGUGGAACACCAACGGUGAUGAUGGAAUGGCUACUGACGCAUAUGUUAACCUUAAAUUGAAUGAGCGCCCCAUAGCCAACCAGACGGAAUUGAUCUAUACGGUUCUGGUCAAUGGACGUCCAGUGAUGGCCACAACAGCCGCCAAGGACAUGGAGUUGGUUAGCGAGGCAGAAGCAGUCAGUACGUUGGGCAAACCUAUUUACAUGAAAUCGGAGCCUUAUAUUAGAGAACCCACAGCCACAGCCUUGGCCCCGGUUCCUCGCAGCAGUCAAGCGGGAUUCUUUAACUCGGUGAAAAAUAAUGUUGCCCUGGUGGUCAUUAGUUCCUUGGCCAUUCUGCUCUUGAUGCUGCUUCUGGUAGCGGUUCUAUUACUAGGACGCACACGUGCACGCCAGAAGGAACUAAGCGAAAUUAAUAGGCAUUCUUCACGCAAUGACUUAUUGUCGGAGGGUCAGUCUGUACGUCCUAGCACUAGCGGAGGACUUGAUGGUGGUCAGAGUACCGGACGUUCGCGUGAUGUGGGUGUCCAGAACUUUUCAUAUGAACGAGAAGCUCGCAUUAGUUUCCCAGCUCCACCACCUGAUACACGUUCACGUCGAGAUUCCAUUUCAUCGACUGACAACACUUCCGACUCUUCGGUGUAUUGCCCCAUUAAUCCGCCAAGUGCUGAUGUGCAACGUAUUCUGGAUGAAAAGGCUGCCCGAUUAUUUGAUAGUCACAAGCGCCGGCAUCAUCAACAUCAGUAUGAUCGCGCCGAAGGCCAUGAGGACACAAUCUAUACAUCAGUGGUGUCUGAGAAAAAAAGUGAUAAGUCCAGGCAUAAGUCAAAGCGUCGAUACUUGAAUGAGAAUCGAGUGGGUUCACUUGAGACCAGCCCCGUUCAAGGGUCCUCCAUGCGUGUCGGUGAUCAUUCGUCAGCAGAGGAAGGUAGUGCUGGCUCUCCAGCUGCACUGCGUCGAAGUUACGAGAACUUUCAGCGGAGUGAGGCCUACAAUCCGCACAACAACUAUCAUCGAAACAAACUGAUUCAUCAGCAGCAGAAGCAGGCUGAGUUUAGAGAUAAGAAUUUCACCGAUAACAUUGGUUCACCACAGGCAAUUAACAAGGAGGUCAUUCGAAAUAUACAACCAUCCGAAAAGUCAUCCGAUACGGCUAGCGUGGGCUCCUUCCUCUCGAUGUCAUCGGUACGAGCGUUUCCAAAGAGCGCUUUGCCUGAACCAUUGAAUCGAGUCCUUGAUCCCGUCUUUGUCACCUACUAUGAUAAUGUGAAUGCUGUAUCAUCCAAGACGGCUGCACAACUGCACAACUCAACCAGAUCUCUGAAGUCACAGAAAACGAUGGGCAGCAAGGAUAGCACCAUAGCCACAAUAGCCAGUUUUCCCAGCCCCAAGGCUCCGCCUUCCAUACGAAAUGUACGCUCCGCCUCGCACAGUGACAAUCCGGAUCCUGGUGUGGUGGGUCCUGUCGUCUGGGAGCGGCACAAGAAACGUUUGGGCAGCGCCGGCAAUGAGGAGGCCCUGCUGAUCUAUAGCCCCAGUCCAAUGCACGAUCCCUCGGCCAUACGCAACCAUUAUGAAGGACUGCUGGAAGGUGCCAUGCAAAUGUAUGCCAGCCAAGAUGAUCUACCCAUGCCGCUGCCCACACGUGAUUUCACAAAUAAUAGACGAGCCACAAAGCGUGAACAUCGCGGAUCUUCUGCAGGUCUACCAAGUUACCAAGCAAAGAUCAGUGGGACAACUGAACGUCCGGCCACAGCUCAGCCGGAAAAGACUUCAAAAUCCGCACAAUCAACACAGCCGCCUUCUCCCACCUACAGUGCCUGGGGUGGUGGCAGCACGCAUCGCUCUGACACCAAUUCACCAUCACUGAAUCGGCCCCUGAGCGCCGGUCCGUUUCAUCGGCCCGAAACAAUUUUAGAGAUCUCAAGGGGUGCCGCGAAUACACCGGGCAGACGCCAGGAUUCUGCAGCUCCCCUCAUCGAGGCCAUACAAACCGAAUUACGCAAGUUUAAGCAUCAGCAAGAUAAGGACUAAAUGGGAUGGAAAUGGUUUAUAAGGAUGCCAGCAAGAUGA
Drosophila willistoni is the source of this 2991-nucleotide messenger RNA. RefSeq lists its product as uncharacterized. The coding region runs from base 1 to 2952 and encodes 983 amino acids. NCBI's taxonomy places the organism in Eukaryota, Metazoa, Arthropoda, Insecta, Diptera, Drosophilidae. The transcript is spliced from 9 exons. The record is from RefSeq and is a predicted model, not a curated record.